AUGAAAAAGUUAUUCUUAAAGGUAAUUCUUUUUGAUAUUCCACUGAUCCUUUUUGGUUUAUGUAAUGGAGGAAAUAAUGGAAGAGAAUUAAAUAAUUUAGAAGAUCUUAUAAUAAAUACACCAAUUGAUUUUCAUUUGGAAAAUAGAAACAACAAAGAGGAUAUUGAUAAAUUUUCAUAUAAUUAUGAUUUAAGAGAAGAUUAUUACAAUAAAAUCAGAGAUAACGUAAGAACUGAAAGUAAAAUUCCAUCAGAUUUAUCCAAAAAUAUAUUAUAUAAAAACAUAAGAGGUAAUAGUGAAGAGAAUGAAACUCAUAAUGAAAUACUCAAAAUACCUUUUAUAAGAAUGUAUAAAAAUAAAUUAUAUAUACAACAAAGAAAAUUACUAAAUAUGAAAAAUAAAUUAAAUGAUAUUCAUAUGACUUUAAGUGAUAGAAUUUCUAAAUUUUUUAUUAUACCAGAACCACAAAAUUAA
Plasmodium gallinaceum is the source of this 474-nucleotide messenger RNA. Its product is annotated as Plasmodium exported protein, unknown function. The transcript has 2 exons. Bases 1 to 474 code for a protein of 157 amino acids. The record is from RefSeq and is a predicted model, not a curated record. Lineage: Eukaryota; Apicomplexa; Aconoidasida; Haemosporida; Plasmodiidae.